Molecule: messenger RNA, 1415 nt
Organism: Formica exsecta
Lineage: Eukaryota; Metazoa; Arthropoda; Insecta; Hymenoptera; Formicidae
Product: J domain-containing protein CG6693-like
Exons: 2
Coding region: 306-824 (172 amino acids)
Cellular component (GO): nucleus; cytoplasm
Molecular function (GO): heat shock protein binding
Source: RefSeq, a predicted model, not a curated record
AUCUCGUCGGUGUUUUCGAUAAUAAAAUAAUAACUGGAUGAAAUAAAAUAACCGUAUGAAUUAAAUAAUUCGCGUAAUUAUCUUCGAUCUAAUCAAACGGCCGGUAAUGUCAACAUUCUUCAAUUACCUCCGGGCCCACCGGGCCCACUUGAUGGUCACAAAAGUUUACCCAGGGCUGACGGUCUUUAAUAAUAUCUGGUCGGUGCCAGGGCUGACGGUCUUUAAUAGUAUCUCGUCGGUGGCGUCGUCUUUUCAUUUGUGUCGGUCAACAAAUAUUUCCAGUAAUCCAUCCCAGAUCUGCCGCCAUGGCGAGCUUAUUGAACUUGUGCGAGCGUUAUUUCGGCACCCAUAAUUUUUAUGACGCAUUGAAGAUACCAAAAAGCGCGGACGACAAGCAGGUGAAGAAGGCUUAUUACAAACAAGCGUUACUCGUACAUCCGGAUCGGGUCGAGGAUAAUAUCAAGGCCGAAGCAACGGAGAAGUUCAAAAUCCUUGCUGGAAUAUAUUCCGUUCUCAGCGAUAAUGAAAGACGCAAAGUUUACGACAAAUCCAUACAAUACGAGAAAAGCGAAGACAUCGUCUUGCGCAAAUUGAUCGAGUAUAUUUCCUUACUUGAAAAAAUAAUAACUGUCAAAAAUAUCAAUGGGAGAGAGAAGAUGAGAUCGUUUGUACCAGUUUCUUUGUGUUCCCUUCUCAGAACGAGAAGGGAUUAUGACGAAUCCAGACAAAAGGAAAUCAUCAUACGCAGAUUGACAGACUAUUUGUUAUUUUUACUCGAAGAAAUAUCAACUGUCAAAGAUAUCAAUAAUUGCGAGAAGCGGUGAUUGUUUUUAUUAGCUCUCUUUUGUGUCUCCUCUUAAGGAGAAAGGAGUACGAGAAGGAAGUUGAAGUCAGAAUGCACAAAUUAACCAUCGACUAUUUGAUAUCCUUACUUGAAGAAAUGUCAACUGUCGAAAAUAGUACUUACAAGAAGCUGAAAUUGUUUUCAGUUUCUUUGUGUCUGUUUCUCUUAAAGAGAAAGGAUUCAUAUUAACAAGAUAGCAACUCUAGAAGAUCUAUAAAAUAAUAUACACGCUUGUAGAAGUUGCAAUGUCUUGCUUUCUCAACUGCAUAUAGAAAUAAGGGUAUUUUAGCUUAAUACUUUAGCACUAUUUGGAGAGAAAAAGAGAGAAAAGAAAAAUAUUAAAACCGAUAUAAUUCUCUUAAAUUAACAUACCCCUAUUCCUCAGAAAUUAGGCUUGAUCAGAGUUGAUAUGAACUUGAUUCGAUUAAUUAGUUUAUUCACGUUAAAAGCUCACAAUUUGUAUAUUCGCUUAUUUUUAUGUUAUAUUGGCUUACAUUGACAUUUCUCGAAGUUCGAAAAUUUUCUUGCUCUGCAACUUUCUUUGGUGAAUUACAUAAUUUAAACAGCGGAA